Molecule: messenger RNA, 575 nt
Organism: Strongylocentrotus purpuratus (purple sea urchin)
Lineage: Eukaryota; Metazoa; Echinodermata; Echinoidea; Camarodonta; Strongylocentrotidae
Product: microsomal glutathione S-transferase 3-like
Exons: 6
Cellular component (GO): nuclear envelope; membrane; endoplasmic reticulum
Molecular function (GO): glutathione transferase activity; glutathione peroxidase activity
Source: RefSeq, a predicted model, not a curated record
UGGUAAUACCAUGGUGUUUUUUUUUUAGGGUAUAGUUGUAUAGUUGUGUGAAUAAUGGCCUGUUAAGCCCGUUAUAAGCGACCCGGCUUGUUUACAUUCGCAUAUUAUCGGAUGGUAUGCCAUUUUCCUGGCUCCAGUCUAAGCAGACCGAAUUUUGAAAUAAUAUUAUUCACUGGACAGUCCAGGGACAAGAAAAUAAAAUCCUUCUCUUCAAAAUGUGGACUAAUAAUACACUGCAAGAUCUCCCCAGAAAUUUUGGCUACGUGAUCCUCACAGCCGUGGCCAGUGCCUUCAUGGUCGGCUAUCUUGCUGAAAGAGUCGCUUUUGCUCGUAAGGCACUUAAAGUAAAGUAUCCUACAUUUUACAGCCCAGACAACCAGCUGUUUAACUGUUCCCAACUUGCACAUGGGAACACUUUGGAGACUUAUCCUCAGUUCCUGAUGUUUCUCUUUAUCGCUGGUAUUGGUUUUCCGGAAGCUUCAUCGGUGCUUGGAGCCAUCUGUAUCGUGAGUCACAUGAGUUAUGCUCAUGGUUACUACACUGAAGCAAAGCAAUCUCACACACAACUUCCCUAC